This is a messenger RNA of Triplophysa rosa, 2775 nucleotides long. RefSeq lists its product as uncharacterized. The coding region runs from base 389 to 1345 and encodes 318 amino acids. Lineage: Eukaryota; Metazoa; Chordata; Actinopteri; Cypriniformes; Nemacheilidae. The transcript is spliced from 4 exons. The record is from RefSeq and is a predicted model, not a curated record.
GCAGGUGCGCUGUGUAACCUGUAGCGUUUUCUUCAUACUCUUCGAGCGCGGUUCCGGGAUUUCUUAAGCGUUUUGUAAACACGUCAUACAAUUUCAGCAAGGUUAAAUCAUAUCAGGAACCGUUUCUUUUUUUUUAAUUGAAUCCUGAUGCAUCAGGAAAGCGUGGAACAUAUCUGGAUUAAACUGGCAAUUCAUUUUCAACACUUCGGCCUCUGUUGAUGUAGAAGAGAAUAAAAAGAAUUAAUCUUUAACACAAUGCCACAUCGCUCGUAUUGUGGGAGGCGCUAGAAUCUGCAACAGGUAACUUUUUUAAAAACUGUACACCUGACUGCCGCGCUCGCGCGAGAGACAUACAGGUUCUUGGUCUAGUUCAGUUUCGUCCAACACCAUGAAAUUUCCGGCCCUGCUUUUGGGUUUCGCUUUGGUCUGUUGCGUGAUCAUUGCUGGCUACAUCCACAGCAAGCGUAAGCAGGAGAUCCAUCUAAAUAAGCAGGCUUCCUUUCUCAAUAUUAAGUUCAGAGUUACCAGAGAUGUUCUGGGAGAGUAUCAAGAUCAGCUGUCUCAAUCCGCCGUGAUGUUGGAAAAGACUAAGAAAGAGGUGAAUGCUCUAACCAAAGAGCUGUCUGGAGUGAAAAGUUUAGUUGAAAAGAAAAUGAAAGAAGUAGAAACCUGUAAAGGAGACCAGAAACAAAUAUCAGAUGAUGUAGCUGCUACAGAGUCAGAGAAGAAAAGUGACCAGAAUGAGUUUAUCAGGGAGAGGCUCCUCUGGGCAGAUGAGGAAGCCACUCUUAAAAAGAAAGCAAUCGAGACUAGCAAACUGUGUGCUUACAUCGACAAAAACUCUGUGGAGGCCAGGAAAUUGUGUGGCAUGAGUGAACUGCCGAAACCAGAACAAAAAUCUAAUCUAACAGAAGCCAAACAACCUGAACCUCAAGAACCGAAAGUCGAACAGCCCAAACCUCAGGAACCAAAAGUCGAACAGCCCAAACCUCAAGAACCGAUAGUCAAACAGCCUAAAUCUCAGGAACCCGUUGAACAGCCCAAACCUCAAGAACCGAAAGUCGAACAGCCUAAACCUCAGGAACCAAAAGGCGAACAGCCUAAACCUCAGGAACCAAAAGUCGAACAGCCUAAACCUCAGGAACCAAAAGUUGAACAGCCCAAACCUCAGGAACCGAAAGUCGAACAGCCUAAACCUGAGGAACCGAAAGUCGAACAGCUUAAACCUCAGGAACCAAAAGUCGAACAGCCUAAACCUGAGGAACCAAAACCAGAACAGUCAAAACCAGAGGAACCAAAAGCUGAACCACCCAAACCUGAGGAACCAAAAGCUAAAGAACCUUAAGUAAACAUUUCACAAAGAAAGAUCAAGUGCAGCUGUUUCUGGAGAGAGAAAGACAGAGAGAAGCUAUGUCAGCUACUGGAGGAGAAUUGUUUACAAGGAUUAUUCAAACCUGAAGAUCUUGUCUGGGUUGAUCUCCAGCAUUCCACAAAUCUGAGAACUUUAAAUAGGAGGACACAUACUCUAACACUUAUACAGUAUGUACACACACACAGAGAGAGACUUAAAGACUGGACUGAUGAAUCAUCAAAUCCAUUGUACUUUUCUGUGUCAUAUCCAUGUUCUGUUUUUGUUUUUCAAAUAAAUGUCUGUUUAUGAGGAAUAUGGGAUGAUUUUGAUUUGAAGGUUUGGUGAUCUAAAUGGCUGCAUAGACACUUCACCAUUUUUUUACAAUCAUCUCUCCUCAUUAAUAAUCUUUAAUUCGUUAUUUUCAUUUUCUUAAUUGUGAUCUUGUCUGUGAAAUUCAGGCCGACGAAGUCAUAAAAUGGCUUACAAGGUAUGUAAUGAGUGUUUUUUGCUGUAAAUGAUAGUUUAUUUGAUGAUUUUAAUGAUGAUAGUUCGAUUUUUCAUUUGUUAAUGAUUUUAAAUAAUGAUUUAAUUGACACUGCAUUUUAUUCGUUUACCUAAAAAUACAGCACAUUUGCUUCCUAAACAGAUUCAAUAUUGGACAUGAAUAUGGUCAAUAUUCAAUAUAUCAUGAUUAUAUUUUCACAGAAUGUUCUUUACAUUAGAUACAAUUAAUUUAUUUUAAAAAAUCACAAAAAAGACUUCACAGGCAGGAUCACAAUAUUUUUUUCUAGUGAGUGUCAUUUUUAUGUUUAUGGAAGUAUGGCUGUGCAUAUGUGUUUUAAUCUUUUGUCUUUCUAUCUUGUGGUAUUGUAUGUGUCAUUAUGACCCUCCCUCUGGGCUUUGCCGCUUUAUGACAUGCUGUCAUGCAUACAUGUCUGUUUGUAUCGACUAAUGGGACAGCUUUGACCCUCUCACUGUUGCUCUUCAUCAUCCUCACUCUGAUACCCGGGUUACCAUAAUUAUGUAUGGUACUAAUGACAAGCAUAACCAAUCAGAAACUUCAAAGUAGCACGAAAAACUGUUACAAAGAUCUAACAGUUGCAUUACAGUGUUUUGCCUUUAAGAUUUUUGAAGUUGUAUGUUAUAAAAUACUGUGAUGUUUACUGUGGAAAUAAAUACAGUGGAUAGUUGGACUUUUUAUGACUGUUAAAUGAAGAUGUUAGCUCCAUAACUACAGUAGAUGUUAAAGACUGUUGCUUAGUUAUUUAAUCUUAAGUGAUACAAUUUUAGUUGAUACAGUGACUUAAAAACCCUUGUAGGUUAUUCAGCUAAACUGAUGGACAUGUAUAUUAACAUAAAGCAUUCAUGUUAUUUGUGAUAAUAAACCAGCAGUUAUAAAAUGCACAGCACCAACUUCUGACAAA